AUGGCGGCCAAAGAGGAGGUGCCCAUACCCGAGCCAAGAGGUCUUCCCUUUCUCGGCCACAUUGCCGAAUUCAAUCCUGAAAAUCCUUUGAACGACUUGCAUCGUUUGGCUGAUACGUAUGGCGAGGUUUACCGGCUGCGCAUGCCAGGGCUGACUGUGGUUUUCGUUUCCACAAAUGCCCUCGUCAACGAAGUGUGCGAUGAAAGUCGCUUCCAAAAGUCUUUGAACAAUGUUCUCCGUGAAGUCAGACAUGUCGCCAACGAUGGCCUCUUCACCGCUAAACCAGAUGAACCCAACUGGGGCAUCGCCCACAGAAUCUUAAUCCCAGCCUUCGGCCCCGUCACCAUUCGCGGCAUGUUUGAUGAGAUGGCCGAUGUCGCCUCCCAAAUGGCCAUGAAAUGGGCCCGCCACGGUAGCCAGACCCCGAUCCGCGUUACUGACGACUUCACUCGCCUGACACUCGACACCAUCGCCCUCUGCUCCAUGGACUUCCGCUUUAACUCGUACUACCGCGAGGAGCUUCACCCCUUCAUCAGCGCCAUGGGCGACGCCCUCAUAGAAUGCGGCAACAGGGACAAGAGGCCCGCGUUUGCCAACUACUUUUUCCGCAGCGCCGAGCAGAAAUUCUUUGCCGAUAUCGACCUGUUGCGCAAGACGGCGAGAGAGGUGCUCGAAGCGCGGAAAGAGAACCCCUCUGAGAGGAAGGACUUGUUGUCUGCCAUGUUGAAUGGCGUGGAUCCCAAGACGGGCCAGAAGAUGACCGAUGCCAGCAUCAUUGAUAACUUGAUCACCUUUCUUAUUGCCGGCCACGAGACAACUUCCGGCAUGUUGUCGUUUGCGUUUUUCGAGCUUUUGCGGCAGCCGGCGGCAUAUCGAAAGGCGCAACAGGAGGUUGACGAUGUUGUUGGACGAGGCCCAAUCACGAUCGAUCACCUUUCCAAGUUGCCUUAUUUGAAUGCUGUCCUCCGUGAGACCCUCCGCCUCUGUGCUACCAUUCCCGCAUUCGCCGUCGAAGCCAAGGAAGACACUCUCAUCGGCGGUAAAUACCCCGUCAAGAAGGGCGAGUCCAUUGCCUGCCUGCUCGGCAAAUCCCAGCUCGACCCCAUCGUUUACGGCGACGAUGCCGGCGAAUUCAAGCCCGAGAGAAUGCUCGACGAAAACUUUGAGCGAACUCAAAGGGAAUUCCCCAACUCGUGGAAGCCCUUUGGCAACGGCAUGCGCGCUUGCAUCGGCCGGCCUUUCGCCUGGCAAGAGGCUCUACUGGCCACAGCCAUGCUGCUGCAGAACUUCAACUUCACCAUGGACGACCCGAGUUAUCAGCUUAAGAUUGCCGAGUCCCUUACGAUCAAGCCGAAGGACUUUUCCAUGCGUGCCACCCUGAGACAUGGAAUGAGUCCCACAGAACUAGAGCAUCGGCUUGCCGGCAGGGGUGCAAGUAAGGCCAAGCUCACUCAUCGGCCUUCACCGUCGGCCCAGGCGAACGGGCACAAGACUGCCCAAAGAAGCGGGAAACCCAUCAGCAUCUACUAUGGCUCCAACAGUGGCACAUGCGAGGCUCUCGCGCAGCGCCUUGCUACAGACGCGAGCUUCCACGGGUUUGACGCAACGGUCGUAGAGCCUCUUGAUACCGCCCGAGAACGUCUUGCCAAGGACCAGCCCGUGGUUAUCAUCACUGCCUCAUACGAGGGCCAACCGCCGGACAACGCAGCCCACUUUGUCGCCUGGCUCGAGAGCCUAAAGGGCCAGGAGCUGCAAGAUGUUCCGUAUGCUAUCUUUGGCUGUGGACACCACGACUGGGUGCAGACCUUCCACCGCAUUCCGAAGCUGGUUGAUAACACCUUGGAGGAACGUGGAGGCAGCAGACUUGUGCCCAUGGGUCUCACUGACGCAGCCGAGCGAGACAUGUUCUCCGACUUUGAAGUCUGGGAGGACGAGAUCCUUUGGCCGGCUCUAGCGGAUAAGUACGACGUGGCCGAGGCGCAGGAUGGGGGCGGUCUGCAAUCUGGUCUCGCCGUGCAAAUAUCCAACCCGCGGACGUCGACGCUGCGUUCUGAUGUCCAGGAGGCCAUCGUCUCCGAGGAGAAGACACUAACCUCGCCCGGCGAGCCGGAGAAGAGGCACAUGGACAUCCAGCUUCCAUCAAACAUGACGUAUCGAGCUGGCGACUACCUCGCAGUGCUGCCUCUCAACCCGCGCAGCAACGUCGAGAGGGUGUUUCGGAGGUUCCAGCUGGCGUGGGAUGCGUGCCUGACCAUCUCUGGCGACAAGCGAACUGCCUUGCCGGUCAACCAGGCCAUAUCGGCACUGGAUAUCCUUAGCGCGUACGUGGAACUCGCGCAGCCGGCGACAAAGCGGAAUAUCCUGUCCCUGAUGGAGGCGACGCGGGACGAGGACGCCAUCAAGAUGCUUGAGCAGCUCGCCGGGGAUGAGUACCAGGAGGAAAUUACGCAGAAACGCGUCACGGUGCUGGAUCUCCUGGAGAGGUUCCCGUCCAUCGCGCUGCCCAUUGGUGCCUUUCUCGCCAUGCUCCCGCCCAUGCGCGUACGACAAUACUCAAUCUCAUCCUCCCCCCUCCGCAGCCCCUCCCAGGCAACCCUUACCUACUCCGUCCUCGACUCUCCCUCGCUAUCAGGCCAAGGCCGCCACGUCGGCGUAGCAACAAGCUAUCUCGCUGCCCUGAAAGCGGGCGACAAACUUCACGUCGCUGUGCGGCCCUCGCACGCCGCUUUUCACCUACCGCGCGACCCGGAAAAGACGCCGCUGAUUAUUGUGGCUGCUGGGUCCGGCAUCGCGCCCUUCCGCGGUUUUAUCCAGGAGCGUGCUGCGAUGCUGGCUGCGGGACGAACGCUCGCGCCCGCGUUGUUGUUUUUCGGGUGUCGGAGACCGGGCGCGGAUGAUUUGUACCGCGAUGAAUUUGAUGCGUGGGAGGAGAUGGGUGCUGUCUCUGUUAGGAGGGCGUAUUCUCGCGCUGGUGCUGAAGGGGAAAAGCAAGGCAAAGAGGAGAGUGGAGGGUGUCGGUACGUACAGGACAAGAUGUACCACGAUAAAAAGGAUAUAUCGGAGCUGUGGGCUAGGGGAGCCAAGUUGUUUGUGUGCGGUACGAGGAAUGUGGGAAAGGCUGUUGAGGAGGCUUGUGUGAGGGUGAUUUUGGAGUCUGCGAAGGAGGACGGGGGUGAGGGGCUUCCUGAGUUGAGGGAUCUGGAUUAUGAAGGGGCGAGGAAGUGGUUUGAGGGGAUUCGGAAUGAGAGGUAUGCUACGGAUGUGUUUGAUUAA
Colletotrichum phormii is the source of this 3273-nucleotide messenger RNA. RefSeq names its product cytochrome P450. Gene Ontology annotation, molecular function: iron ion binding; flavin adenine dinucleotide binding; NADPH-hemoprotein reductase activity. Gene Ontology annotation, cellular component: cytosol. The transcript has 6 exons. Lineage: Eukaryota; Fungi; Ascomycota; Sordariomycetes; Glomerellales; Glomerellaceae. Bases 1 to 3273 code for a protein of 1090 amino acids. The record is from RefSeq and is a predicted model, not a curated record.